This is a messenger RNA of Osmerus eperlanus (European smelt), 3745 nucleotides long. RefSeq names its product ankyrin repeat and BTB/POZ domain-containing protein 2-like. The record is from RefSeq and is a predicted model, not a curated record. Gene Ontology annotation, molecular function: protein heterodimerization activity. NCBI's taxonomy places the organism in Eukaryota, Metazoa, Chordata, Actinopteri, Osmeriformes, Osmeridae. The coding region runs from base 249 to 3383 and encodes 1044 amino acids. The transcript has 18 exons.
GCAGUCAUCUGUCAGAAACAACUAGCGACUCCACACACAGACCUGUUAGAUUCCACCUCAGCUAUCUGUCAGACUGCUAGGGGCAGCACGGAAUCUGUAUAGUGCGUGUCUUGUGUUUCUCGCCAAUGUGGUGAAAUAGAAACGCGGGCUUCCUUUUAUUUAUGUCUCACGUGCGUAAAGUGACCGGCGUAGCCUAAACCUUGUUGAUACCCAACAGUCAAACCCUACCGGAGACGAGUUGUCUCCCAAUGAAGAUCCUGGAGGACGUCAGUCUGGACUCGGGGUACGGAGCCUCGAACUCCGGUAAGUCUCUGAGCAUCUCCUCGUUCCGAUCCCGACACUCCAAGGCGCACGCGAGCUCCCCGCCGCCGGGCACGUGGUGGCACCAUGCAGGCUCUCUGAACAGCAGGACCGGGAGUUGGGACACGGACAGCGCUGGACCGGAGGACGUGGAAGACAUUCUCUCUAAAUGCCCCCGGUUACCGGAGCUGGAAGAAUACCCCUGGACCGAUCAGGAGGUGGGUGACGUCAUGCGUAAAAACUGCAUCGAAGACGCCGCGUUCUCCGCAGACGCUAUCCACCGUCUGUCUGUGCUUUUGCGGAGAGCUCUUCUUCGGAUCUCACGUGAGACACAGAGACUCAGCGAGCUGCAUCGGCGAUGCACACGUUUUGAGGUCCAGAGUGCCGCGAGGCUGGUGUUGAGCUGGGGGCUCGCAGAGAAGUGCGUGGCGGGGACGGUGAGGGCCAUCUCACUGCACUGCAUGAGAUCCGGUGACACGCGCCGUAAACUGGGCAAAUCCGAACGCUGCGGGCUGACUCUCUCCGUAGGACGGUUUUUCCGGUGGAUGGUGGACACCCGUGUGUCCGUCCGUAUCCACGAGUACGCCGCGAUAUGCAUGACCGCGUGCAUAGAGAGCCUGGCAGAGGAGGUGGGUGCGCGGGUGCGCAUGGUGAUGGCGCACGAGAGGGGCUGCGGGGAAACCCAAGUCACGGUGACCGCCGAGGUCCUGGAGGGGCUCGUGAGCAAUGACACGGAGCUAUGGGGGGUCCUGCAGAGCUACGAACACCUCAUUUGCGGUAAAAACGCCAGCGGUGAGCUGUCCGUACCAGGCCAGGUGAGCUGGUACCUGCAGGGUGUCCCGGCUCCAGGGGGGAGCAGGGAGGAGGUGUACCUGCAGAUGGAGCUUAGCAGCCUGGAACAUGCCCUGCUUUCUACCUGUGUAGGAACCAUCUCAGAGCUCAGUGACCUGGUGUCUCAGGCCAUGCGCCACAUGCAUUGCUUCCGAACAGUUGGCUCCACCCUCAGCCCUGCUCGACCAGCCAAUCAGCAGCCAGUAUCAUGGGCCUCGGACGCCCUGCACACUCUCUUCUACUUCCUGUCGUCUCAGGAAGAGUCCCUGGAGAACCCCCCUACCAUGGCCCUGCACAGAGAGAGGCACUUCCUGUUCCUCCCCCCUCUCGUGGAGUGGAUCCGGAUUGCCGUGGCGCAUGCUAAGCACCGAAGAAGCCUAUUGGUGGACAGUGAUGAUGUCACACAGACAUCUCGCCUGCUCCUCCCAGGGAUGCACUGCGAGCCACGACAGCUGUGGCCAGAGUGCCUCCCAGGCUGCAGGGCGGUGCCUGCGGAGGUCCUCUGGGCCGGCCUACAGCAGGAGCAGGGCUUCAGGAUGCUGGCCAGCGGGAGGGCCGACCUGGUGACACCAGCCUCGCUGCUGCUGGGGGAGGAGGGGGUCAACACCCUGGACCUGCAGGGUCUGAGUCCUCUGAUGUUUGCCUGUGCGUCUGGAGACGAGGCUCUGGUCCAGAUCCUGAUAGAGGCUGGGGCCCGGCUGGACCUGCAGGUUCCAGGAUGCUCUCCCAGAAACCCCUCCGUCCACCCAGACACCCGGGGCUGGGCGGCCCUCAGCUUCGCUGUGCUGCAUGGACACCUCUCUGUGGCUCAGUUGCUGCUGGAGGCGGGAGCAGAGGUGGAGGGAGCUGCCUUGACAGACGGGCAGCACUGCUGCACUGAGACUCCACUACAGCUGGCCUCCGCUGCUGGUCACUAUGAGAUGGUGAGCCUGCUGCUGGUGUUUGGGGCUGACCCCCUGGUGAGGGAGCAGGAGGCCGGGGUCACAGGUUCCUCGCUGGACGAGGACCUCAACUGCUUCAGCUGCGCCACUGCUCAUGGACACAGGGACGUGUUGAUCAGGCUGCUGGGCCAGCUGAGGCAGCCGGGACCAGACUCAGACAUCCUGUCCCUGGAGGAGAUCCUGGCUGAGGGGGUGGACACCCCCAGCCCCACAUCCUCCACCCCCACAUCCUCCACCCCCAGUCCCACAUCCUCCACCCACAGCCCCCUCAGCUCCAGUCGCCUUCCCCGACUGUCCAAACCCAGGAUGAGGGCUGUCCAGCAGGCAGCCUACUGCAGCGCUGAGCAUGGUUACCUGGACAUCACCAUGGAACUGAGGGCUCUAGGCGUGCCAUGGCAGUUCCACGCCUGGCUGCUGUCUCUCCAGAGUGCCUGCCAGCUCUCCAGGGACGACGCCGUCCUUGCCCUCCUCUCAGACUUCCCCUCCCUGAGGCCGGAGGAGUACUGCGAGGCCCUGGUCUCGUCCGGCCUACCCCUGCUGUUCAGCAUGUUCGCCUCCAGCAAGGACUCUGAGGUGACCAGGAGGCUGGUCUCCAUCUUCUCCCACUGCUACAGUCCUGCUCCCAUUCCUACUGUUCCUCCUCUGGACACCUCUCUCUCCAUCCAGCUAGACGCUGUGUUUCUGAACAGCGAGGAGAUGUCUGACGUGACGUUCCUGGUGGAGGGACGUCCCUUCCACGGCCACAGAGUCCUGCUCCUGUCAGCCUCCGCCAGCUUCAGAUCUCUGCUGGGUCCAAGUGGGUCGGGCGGUUGCCCUGACAACAGGAUCAUACACGUCAGUGACAUCACAUAUGGAACGUUCGAGAAAAUGAUGUCGUCUCUAUACUGUGGAGGUACAGAAGGACUGACCCUGACACAGGACGACGCCAUGGAGUUACUGCCAUUGGCCUGUAUCUUCCAGCUGGGGCCGCUGCUGAGGUGCUGUGAGGCGCUGCUCUCCCAGAGCGUGACCCUGGACAGCUGUGUUGGGCUGUAUGAGGCUGCUGAGGGCUGCGGGGGGACAGAACUCAGGAGGUUCUGUGAAGGGUUCUUCCUGCAGAACAUGGAAGAACUCCUGGAGAGAAAGGACUUCCACAGCCUGGUGCUGGAGGACCACAGCCCAGGGACAGGGCCCCAGGAGGGGCUAGGCAGCCCAGGGACAGGGCCCCAGGAGGGGCUAGGCAGCCACCAGAACCCCCCUCCCCUGCUGGCAGGCCUGGAGGAGACCCUGGUGGAGAGGCUGUGCUCUCUCCACCCCACCUGCAGGAAGUGACAUCACACUAAGGAAAUGGCCUGUGUGCAAAACAUGACUCGUGUAAAACAUCACACGUGUAGAACAUCACACCUGUAGAACAUCACGUGUAGAACAUCACACCUGUAGAACAUCACGUGUAGAACAUCACACCUGUAGAACAUCACGUGUAGAACAUCACACCUGUAGAACAUCACGUGUAGAACAUCACACCUGUAGAACAUCACGUGUAGAACAUCAUGUGUAUAACAUCACACCUGUAGAACAUCACGUGUAGAACAUCACACCUGUAGAACAUCACGUGUAGAACAUCACACCUGUAGAACAUCACGUGUAGAACAUCACACCUGUAGAACAUCACGUGUAGAACAUCAUGUGUAUAA